CCAAUUCGUUUUCAGUCUAAAUUCCUUGUCACCCUUUUCCCCAAAAUUUCUUUCCACUUCCUCAACAUAAUCUUUUUAGGGUUCUAUUUCCCCUUUACCCUUUCUCUCUUUCUCUCUCUCGUAGAAAUCUAAAUUAGUAGUAGAAGAGGAACAGUUAUAGUGUGAAUUUGUGAACAGUAGUAGCAGUAGCAGCAGUGAGUGGAACUGAGAAUGCCGUCAACUUCUGGUGCUAAAGAAACUGAUCAACCUUCUUCGUCUUCUGUAAAAGAUUUGAUAGAAUAUGUGUUUUCCUUGAGUACUCAAGAUAUACUCAAUGAUGAUCUCUACAAACACAAGGUUAAAACAAUACCAAAGCAUUUUGAAUCCGUACAACAUUACCUUGGCUCUUACACUAUGUCGUUGCUGGAAGAAACUCACAUGGAGACUAUGUCGUUGCUGGAAGAAACUCACAUGGAGAGGUGUUCACAAAUGGAGUUUAUGUCAGGUGAACAUCACGCUGAAGUAAUCUCAGCAGAGGAGUCGAAUCUGCAUGGAAGGUCAUUCUUGUAUAUCAUCAAGGUGGAGUGUUGGAGAAACCGGUACGGUGUAUAUGGCAAAGAACCAUACAGCCCGAAACCUUUGGAUCUGUUUAUUUUGGGUGAUGGUGUACCUGAAGUUGCUUUGGACUUGCAGCGGUUUGGAAGCAGUUGGUCUUUCGCUUCAGUUGUAGAAGAUGUACGAAAGAGUCUCAAUUUUGUAGGGAUCAAAGAUAGACUUAUAUGCUUUCACGUUAAGACCUCAUAGCCCAUAAAGAUAGAGAUGAAAGAGGGCAGGAGGAGUUUUGUGGUGUUUCUGGUAAACUUGGCAACAAACACUAGAACAUGGAACCAUCGAAGGCGUUACAUAUGUUUCGAAACUUGAAUAUGAUCAUGGGAGUUCUAUGUGCCUCUUCCAUAGUAAAGGAAAUUAUGGUCUUUGUUCUGCACAAGUUGACAGGAUUUGGGGCGGAAAAGUUGAUUCACAGUUAUUACUUGCUCUUAAUGAAUCUCAAAGAGCAGCGGAAUUGGAUACUAUAUCUGCAGUGCAAUGUAGCCACAGGUCUUCUGUGAAGCUUGGGACAGGAAAAAACCAAAAUCAUCAGUACUCUUCAACUAGUUUAUUUUGGAUUCACAAUGUGAUGACAUGGGAUGCAAAAGACAUGGAUAAAUCUCGUAUCUCAGACAUCUAUCAUUUGAGCCAGAACUUUCAUACUCAUGCAGGUGUUCUCUACUAGUCACAGAGUGUAAUUGAAUUUCUGCAAUAUUCUUCCCAACCACAUUAACAAUUUAAAUCCCAAAACAGAUAGUUUAUGGGAUUACAUGGAUUAUACCUAUUUGCACGAAUACCUCUACACUUCCGACGUCGAUCUAUAGAGUAAAGAAGCUAUGCUGUUGAAGCCGUGGGCUUUAGGGCAACCAAGUUUGCAUACUGAACAAGUAGAAGUGGUGAAAAUGCUGGAUUUGGUGCAGAACAAUUCAUUUUGGUGCGGGAUGAUUCUGUGAGAAAGGACAUUGCUGAACAUAUUGGAGAAGAAGCUCUUGUUCUGACUAUAGCAUAAUGUAAGGGCUUAGAAUUUCAGGGAUACGAUAGCGGCUUAGGAUAUUCCUUCUUUGUUCGAGGAUGUCUUACCUACAAUUUUUGGAACGCCCCCUUUAAAGAGUCAAUGGAAAGUUUUUUAUGGGUAUAUGAAGGAACAAAUCUUCUCAACUCCAAUGAUGGAAAAUUUCCAAUGUUUAGCAACGCGAAACACCAAAUUCUCUGCUCUGAACUGAAGCAAUUAUAUGUUGCUGUCGCUCGUACUAGGAAGAGACAGUGGAUCUGUGAGAAUAUAGAUGAUUUUUCGAAGCCUGUGUUUGAAUUGGAAGAAGUUAUCUCUCGUUCAAGUUAGAGAACUAGAUGAAUCACUUGUAAAGGCAAUGCAGGUUACAAGCAGCAAAGAGGAAUGGAGUUCACGCGGUAUCAAGUUACUGGAUGAAGGUAAAGUUUGAGAUGGCAACAGUGCGCUUUGAAAGAGCUGGUGAUUUGUUCUAGGAGACAGUCGCUAAAGCUUCUGGUCUUAGAGCUGCUGGCAUUCACAUGCUUGGUUCUAAUACUGAACUAGGUCAUGUUUCUCUUGUAGAGGCAGCUGAGAUUUAUGAAUCAACUGGCAAGGCUGAUUUUGCUGCCAAAUGUUUCCUGGAGUUAAAGAAUAUGAUAUGAGCAGAUGAGUCCUAAACUUUCAUUUGAAAUAACUGUCCAUGGAGUUCUACUGUGGGUGUCAAUGGGUUUCUUAAUGCCUGUUGGGUUACUCAUUAUUAGAAUGUCUAAUACAGAAAUGUGUGGGAGAAGACUCAAACUUCUCUUCUAUCUUCAUGUCACUUUACAGAUACUUUCAGUUCUACUUGUUACUGUUGCAGCAGUUAUGUCCAUAAAAAACUUUGAAAACGUCUUCAACAACCAACAUAGGAGAAUCGGGGUUGCUCUGUACGCAUUUGUAUGGGUUCAAGCCUUUAUUGGCUUUCGCAGACCUCACAAAGGAAUUAAAGGAAGGAGCAAGUGGUUUUUCGUACAUUGGGGACUUGGAACAGGAAUAACAGUGCUAGGAGUCAUCAAUGUAUAUACAGGAUUACAAGCUUAUCAUGAGAAGACUUCAAGAAGUAUAAGCCUAUGGUCUACACUUUUUACCAUUGAAGUUUGUUUGAUAACUUUUCUCUACUUGUUCCAAGAUAAGUGGAAUUACAUUCAAAAGCAAGGAAUAGUUUUGAGGGCUGAAGCCGCUGAACCAGUCUUACCGACUAAUGAAGAAAAUAUCACAAGAGAAGAACCAAGAAUAAGAGCUAAAAACACAUUGUUGAUGAUUAUGAACAAAUAAUGGGUAUAUAGGAUAAAAUUUGUGUGACCCGAAUCUUUUCAUUAGAAAAGAAAUCUGAGCUAGAGUUUCCGUUAAUGGUUAUCAAUUAAGUUAAUUCGAGGGUUUAAGUUUCUUGGAUGUAUAAGUGAAAAAGAUUGAAGUAGCUAGUUAGUUUUAGAAGGAUGUUAGACAGUUUUCAAGAUUUCAGGAAAAAACAUGCUCAUACCAGUUAAGCUCUCGAGGAGUGAACCUGGACCAGCCCCCUGUCUCAUAUAAACAUUCUCAUAAGCAUGCAGACCCCCAAAAGAGUCAUACGUACCUGUUUCAACUGAACAGAACAAAAUUCCGUCUCUAUUGAAACAUAGUCUAGGGUGAUGUAUUUUGUUCUCCAUUCUAGUAGGGGCAGAAAAACGGAGAGGGAGGUAUAGCUGAUUAAUAAGUGCUUCAUUAAUUUAUUUUCAUUACCAUUUUUCUA
Messenger RNA from Papaver somniferum (opium poppy), 3323 nucleotides. RefSeq names its product cytochrome b561 domain-containing protein At2g30890-like. Gene Ontology annotation, molecular function: transmembrane monodehydroascorbate reductase activity. Bases 2222 to 2869 code for a protein of 215 amino acids. The transcript has 9 exons. The record is from RefSeq and is a predicted model, not a curated record. Lineage: Eukaryota; Viridiplantae; Streptophyta; Magnoliopsida; Ranunculales; Papaveraceae.